Molecule: messenger RNA, 633 nt
Organism: Anisakis simplex (herring worm)
Lineage: Eukaryota; Metazoa; Nematoda; Chromadorea; Rhabditida; Anisakidae
Source: the annotation of a GenBank genome assembly
UGGUUACUUCGUGCAACAGGUGCGUUCUUCAUUCGACGNCUGUCUGGUUUUGGAUGGUUACUUCGUGCAACAGGUGCGUUCUUCAUUCGACGGCGAGUCGGCGAUUCGAAUGCAGCAGGAUGUGAUCAAUUGUACCGUUCUGUUCUGAAUUCAUACAUGACUGAAAUAUUGCGACAAGGAAUGCCAAUUGAAUUCUUCCUUGAAGGCACAAGAAGUCGAUUUGGGAAGACGUUACUUCCGAAAAAUGGUUUAAUAUCAAAUAUUGUUAAUGCAGUUCAAGAUGGUACUAUACGAGAUGUUUGGUUGGUGCCCGUAUCAUUCACAUACGAUGAAACCACUGAGGGGAUCUUCUUCAAUGAGCUGAUGGGAAUGCGGAAAGAACGUGAAAGUGUUUGGCGUGUCUUCAAAGGCAUUCUACAAAGUUUGGGAUCAGGUCGUUGUGGUGCAGUUCGGAUCAGUUUUGGUGCACCGGUUUUGUUGAGCGAUUACUUGGGGGCACUCAAGGAGAAAGUGCCACUUCUGCAAGAGCAGUCUUCUUUUAAACAUGAACUUCGAACCUAUUCCUACCGAGAAUUGCUUCCUUGGAAACACUCGAUCGGUUCUGCACCCAAUUCUACACUGAUCAGAUNUUGA